AUGAAGGUCUCAAUCACCCUUACGGCAUUGCUUUCUAUGGCUUCGACUAUAUACGGAUGUGAUCUUUACAAAUUCUGCCAUUGCUACGAUUCAAAUGGAAUGCCGAACGACAAGGCCACUCAGAAGGUGUGCCCAGGCAAUAUAGAGAAAAGAACCGAGUUCGGGGUCACAUUUGACGAAUGCCACCAUCACAAGUGGAGGGGGCUUGGUUAUGAGGUAUUAGGUAACUGCAAGUUCCGAGAAUCUUGCCAAUGGGCGGGGGCGACUGGGACGGACUCUAGCUGCAGAGCCAAGGUCGAUGAUAUUUUUGGCACCAGCCGAAUUUGA
This is a messenger RNA of Colletotrichum truncatum, 327 nucleotides long. RefSeq lists its product as uncharacterized. NCBI's taxonomy places the organism in Eukaryota, Fungi, Ascomycota, Sordariomycetes, Glomerellales, Glomerellaceae. The record is from RefSeq and is a predicted model, not a curated record.